Molecule: messenger RNA, 336 nt
Organism: Danaus chrysippus (African queen)
Lineage: Eukaryota; Metazoa; Arthropoda; Insecta; Lepidoptera; Nymphalidae
Source: the annotation of a GenBank genome assembly
AUGUCGAAUGGAAGUUCAAACAGUAGUUUAAAUGAAGAACAUAUACCGAUAAAGAAAAUUAAACUUGAAAGUGAUGCUAAUAAAGAUGUGGUUGAAAAUUUCAAAAAACCAACUUUAAAAUGUGAAAGUGAUUUGAAAGACACUGAACAAAGAACAGUUGUUACUAUGUGUGGUGCGUGGAGACCCGAGGAAGUUGAUGGAGGUCAUAUAUUUGUACUCAAAACGAGGGAUCCCGGAAUGAGCCCCGAUCCAAUCAGAGAAGAGGAUUUCCCUGAAAAUAUUGAAGAUUUCUGGGAGGCCAGCUUCGCAAACAUCGAUAUUGAUCAGGUAAUUUAA